AUGGAUUUCCUCUGUUGCCUUUACAAUGGUGACCACGCGCCCUCCGAUUCACCUCAUCGCACUUCCAACAUCAUCACAGAGAAACCAACCCUUCAUCUUCCCAUCAAUUCCACCAUCGAGGAAACCGCUGAAACCGUCAUCGACAUUCUUCUUUGUGUAGAAAAACCAGGAGCUCUCCUCUCGGCGCAACUUGAUGACGCAGUGUCCGGUCAUGGAUGGUCCGAGUGGCUAGCCCAAAACAUUCUGAAGAAGUUGGAGGACGUACUGAGAGAUGAACGUGAGCAAAUGGGCCCAGCUAUGGCUGAAGCACAUGACCAAGCUUGCAAGGCUGCAGAGAUUACAUUCCUAGAUGUAUUUGAAAACGCCAAAGAGCACCCUGCCGAGAUUGCCGCCACUGUGUUGCUCUCCGUUGUUGCGUUCGGCGUGCUAGUGAGGUUGAUACCUGGGGUCCUGGAACUUCUAGGCUUCAGUGAACUGGGACCAGUUGCCAGCACUUUCGCUUCUUGGUGGCAAUCUACGUAUCGCGGAUAUGUUCACGAAGAAUCUCUUUUCUCUUUCUUCCAGAGGCUAGCUAUGAAAUGGGCAAAGGCUAAAGAUGCGACUCGCAAAAUGAAUCAUAUUUGUGAUUAACGCAUACAAAGGGGAUAUAUAUGUUGCAUAACGCUAUAAAUGCU
Molecule: messenger RNA, 674 nt
Organism: Trichoderma atroviride IMI 206040
Lineage: Eukaryota; Fungi; Ascomycota; Sordariomycetes; Hypocreales; Hypocreaceae
Source: RefSeq, a predicted model, not a curated record